AUGUCAACACAAGGCAAAUACAAAGGAGCAGAAAAUGCAGAAGAAAUUAUAAAAUCUCUGACUGAGGCAAGUAACUCAAAGUAUUUUGUGCCUCAAGUCCAGCGUAUUGACGUUUCUUUACUAGUCGAUGAAUACAAUAAACACCAAAAUGCAAAAAUACUUAUGCACCUUUCGACACUAACGAAAGCAUUUAAGGAACUCCAAUUUUAUUUGUAUACAGAAGAUGAUAUGAUUCAAAUUUUUUCUGCUUUUGUUGCCAAUAUACACGAAAUCAGCGAUAAUAUCAUUUACAAGUCAGUCAUAGCAUUUGUUAAGAUUUUACCCCAUUUUGCUUCAACAAUUUUCACAAAAUUAUCUGAAUUCGGUUUUAUCAAAGAAAUUUCUACAUUUAAAGAAAAAUGUAAUGAACCAUUUUACGUUGCAUCAUUAGUUUUGAUAUCAAUGUUCUUAGAUAAUCAGCUUGGUUUCGAUGAAUUCAUGGAAAAUUUUGAUUUGAGGACUCUCUGUCAAAUCGCCGAGAUAGAUCAAAAUGGAUAUGAAGUGUACUCUCUUUUCAAGUCAUUAACUUUAUACAUACCCAAUUCUUUUAUUACAGCUACUUAUUCUCAAUGUUUAAAUGUCUAUUAUAAAAACCAGAUGCCUUCUUACAUGUUAAUACUUAUUACAGAUUUCCUGAAGGAUGAUGAAUUCAUGAGCAACGAAAUUUUUGAUAUUUUAGUUCAUUAUCUUCAAAAUGAUAUAUCACAGCUACUCACAGCUUCCCUACAAGUAUUAUUUACACUUGUUGAUAUCAAUAUUGAUGUUUUCAAACCAUUAUUUGAUCUUUUUAUAUAUAAAAUUAAUGAUCAUAGAAUAAGUGACGGAAAUUUGACUCUCUGUUUCCAAAUCUUAACAAAAAUAGUUGAUGCUGCUGGAUACGAGAUAGAAUUACCAAAAUUAACACAAAUUUUAAUGAUAAUUUUGGGAAGAUCGGAACAAGCUUCAUCUAUUCUCACAAAAUCGAUGCUAUUUUGUUUCAAUCACAUUGCUAAGUUCGCUCCAAUAGCUGUUUUCGAAGAUUUGCUGAAAGAAAACAAUUUUGAUUCUUUAUUAGGAAGUUUAGAGUCAGAAGAUCCUGAAAUAUUACUUCAAAUACUAGAAAUAACACAAGUACUUGUUCGUGCUUCAAUUUCUUCAGCAAAUAGCAAAAUUAUCGAAUUGAUCUCAAAUGAGUAG
Messenger RNA from Trichomonas vaginalis G3, 1215 nucleotides. Its product is annotated as armadillo (ARM) repeat-containing protein family. The record is from RefSeq and is a predicted model, not a curated record. The transcript has a single exon. The coding region runs from base 1 to 1215 and encodes 404 amino acids. NCBI's taxonomy places the organism in Eukaryota, Parabasalia, Trichomonadida, Trichomonadidae.